AUGGCGGCGGCGAGCCCCGCCCCGCCCCUCCUUGGCGGCCGCAAGAUGGCGGGCGGCAGGGAGCCGGGGCCGGGCCUGGCCGUGGAGCGGGUGGUGGAGGCCCUGGAGCUGCUGCUGCGGCCGCCGGCCGGGCCCGGUGAGCGGGGAGACGAGGCCGUGCCCGGCCCGGAGGGAGCCCUGCGGCUGGAGCCGCUGCGCAGGAACGUGUGCGCGCUGGAGGAGCGGCUGCGGGAGCCGGGCUGGGCGGCGCUCCGCGGCCUGCACCGGGCUGUGCUGGCCCGGACCCCUGCGCUGGCAGCCGGGGUCGCGGCCGAGGCCGACCCGUGCUGGGCUGCGGCCUGCGCGCUGCUGGCGCUGCUGCUGUGCCUCAAGGAGCGCUUGGCCGCGCUCGCCGCCGCCGAUGCCGGUACCGGUACCGGUGCCACUCCCGGUGCCACUCCCGGUGCUGCUCCCGGUUCCGGUGCCACUCCCGGUACCGGUACCGGUGCCGCUCCGCCGCCCAGCGCAGACACCCUGAGCGUGGCGCAGGCCCAGGCCGUGGGGCGGGCGCUGCGGGCCGCAGUGGGGCUGGGCCUGGUGCCGUACCUGCCGCCGGGAGUGGGGCAGGUCCCGGGGCCCCGUCCGCCGCCCCCGGCCUCCUGCGGGCCCCGGCUCCUCGCUGCCACCGCCGCCCUGUCCGAGCUGGCCCAGCACCCGGCGCUCGGUGCCCCGCUGCUCGCCCGACACCUCGGCCUCCUGCUCGCCAGCCUCUGCCUGCUGGGCCAUGGGCCUGCUGCCUGCAGCGAGGGUGUUUCGGAUGCAGAGCGAGCUCGAUGCCGGCAAACCCUGCAGCACAUCCUGGACCGCAUCUACCAGCCCCUGGCGGUGCGGGAGCUGCUCAUCCUGCAGGGACGGCCUAAGCAGAAUCCUCCCUCUCCUGGGGAACAAACAAAGCCAGCCCUUGUGCAGGCCCCGGCGUGGCUGCGGCGGCUCUGCGGUCAGCUGCUCUCCGAGAGGCUGAUGAGACCCAGGGGGGUUCAGGCUGUGGUUCGGGGCAUCAUGGAGGGAGCAGGCGGUGGCGCUGGUGCUGAGGCAGCAGCUGUGGACUGGAGAAAAUGCGAUGCGGUUGCAAAGAUCCUGGCUUCCUGCCCGCAGCAGUGCCCUUCCCUUGAGGAGUACUACAGGCUGGUUUGCCCCCAGGUUCUGGGCUUGCUGCACAUCCAGGACAAGCUGACAGCGCUCCAGUUCCAGCGUGUGGCCACCACGACGCUGCUCACCAUGGCGAAAGAGCACCCUCAGCUGGCAGAGAAGUACCUGCUCCAGCCCCUGCUGGCACCGCUGCUGCGGUGCUCAGAGACAGCAGAGCUAGUAAUGGAAGAUCUGUCAGCAGGGGCUGUGCUGGUGACAGAGGCAGAGCUUGGCAGCUGUGUGGAAGAUGUGCUCAAGGUGUAUGUGGUUGGAAAUGACAGCUCGAGCCUGCUGCUGGGAUCCUUACAGUCAGUCCUGGGAGUGGUUUUUUCCCUCUAUUCCUUCGCCAAGCAGAAUGUGUCAUACUUACGCUCCCCAUGCCAGGAGAUCCUGCUGUGGUUCCUGGAGAAGUCAGAGCGCGAGGUGGCACUGGCAGUGCUGGAGGGCUUUGCAGGGCUCAACAGCAUCGUGCCCACCCUGCACCCAAGGUGCCGGUUCUGUGCGGGCAGUGAGGGUGGAGCCACCAUCACAGUGGAGGAGACCAUCAGUGAUGAGGAUGAUGCCCUCUACCAGAAGAUUUCGUUGGAGCAGUGCCACAUGGAGACCUUGGUGGAGCUCUUGUCUCACUGUCAGAAGAGUGGUCUAGCCGGAGACUUCUUCAUCCGCUGCCUGCAGGCACUGACUCAUGUGGCUGCGGAGGAUGAAGUGGCUUCAAACUUGGCUGCAGCGCCUGGAGGGAGUCUCUUGGAGCUGGAGCAGUACCACACUGGGCAGAGGAGGAAGCUGUUGGUCCUGCAGCUUGUGGCCACACUGUGUGAGAACAUCUCAGACACUGUGUUCACAGAUGUUGCUCAGGUACAGGAGUUUGUGGCAGCCACACUGCAGCGGGCCUGUGCCAGCCCGGCACAGGGCCCUGGCGCGGCCGUGGAGGCACAGACCCUUGCCAUGGCCAUGGGGCUGGUGGCUGCCAUGCUCGGUGGAGCCGUGCAGCUACAAUCCAGUGACUUCGCCAUCCUGAAGCGGUUGGUGCCGCUGCUGGAGGAGCUGUCCCGCACCUACCCUGAGCCCGUCACCCAGGAGCUGGCCUCAGACCUGCGCAUUGCCAUCUGCACCCACGGGGCCUUUUCCCCCGGGACACUGGGUGCUGCUGCUGACGGCGUGCUGCGGAAGAAGCCAGGGACUGGAGUGCAGGGGCCUGAUGGCAUUCCCAAUGGAGCACCAGGCUUGGGGGGUGACCGGGCACCAUCAUGGCACAGCCACAGCAACUCGGCUCCUGGUGAGAGGAGUGAGGAGCAGACAUUGAGCCAUGAGCCCAGCACCACUGGUCCUGCUCUCACCUCAUGUACUGACAGCCCAGCUGGGCUCCAGGAGCUCCUGGUGUCAGCCUACGACCCACAGCCACCGGGCCGGGCAGCUGCACUGCGGUGCCUCACCAGCCUCAUCACACAGCGUGAUCCGGAGGCCCUGAGGCUUCAGGAGAAACUCCUGCAGGUGUUCCUGGAGAACGUGCAGCACGAGGAUGCCUUUGUCUACCUGUCAGCCAUCCAAGGUAUUGCCCUGCUCUCCAGCGAGUACCCAGAGCGGAUCCUGCCCAUCCUGCUGGCUGAGUACCGGUGCCCAGCACGUGGCACAGAGGAUGCCACAGCCGCCAUCACCAGGAUGAAGCUGGGCGAGGUGCUGAUGCGUGUCACACAGGCACUGGGGGACAUGGUGUUCAAACACCGGGAGCCACUGGUGCAGGCCUUCCUGCAGGGUGCACGGGACCCUGACAGUGCACUGCGGGCCAGCAGCCUCUCCAACCUGGGCGAGCUCUGCCAGCGCCUCAGCUUUCAGCUGGGCUCCAUCAUCCACGAGGUCACCUCCUGUGUGACAGCCAUAGCCAAGACAGACCCUGAGGCAGAAGUGCGAAGAGCUGCUGUGCAUGUGGUGGUGCUGCUGCUGCGGGGGCUCAGUGAGAAGGCCACUGAGGUGCUGCAGGACGUCCUGCGGGACCUUUACCGGCUGCUGAAGUACGUGGUGAUGGCUGAGCCUGACGGUGCAACCAGGCUGCAUGCGCAGCUGGCGCUGGAGGAGCUGGAUGUGGUGAUGAGGAGGGUUCUGUUCCCCCCACAGACGCUGCAGAAGAAGAUCACGGUGCUGCCAUAGCAGGGCCAAGGCUGCAGGAAUCAACUCUUCCCACUCAGGAGCUGGGGCCAAGCUCUGCCAAGGGAAGGGUUUGCUGUGUCCCUGGGAUACCACCAGCCAGGAGACGGUUGGGGCAAUGUGGACUUACUGGGAUAGGGCAGGAAAUAAAAUGGAGAGAUGCUCA
Messenger RNA from Melopsittacus undulatus (budgerigar), 3475 nucleotides. It is a transcript of the gene TANGO6, whose product is annotated as transport and golgi organization 6 homolog. The coding region runs from base 1 to 3312 and encodes 1103 amino acids. Gene Ontology annotation, biological process: protein secretion. The record is from RefSeq and is a predicted model, not a curated record. The transcript is spliced from 17 exons. Lineage: Eukaryota; Metazoa; Chordata; Aves; Psittaciformes; Psittaculidae.